Molecule: messenger RNA, 4167 nt
Organism: Phragmites australis (common reed)
Lineage: Eukaryota; Viridiplantae; Streptophyta; Magnoliopsida; Poales; Poaceae
Exons: 4
Coding region: 3394-3870 (158 amino acids)
Source: RefSeq, a predicted model, not a curated record
UUAACGAUGCUAAUGUUCGAUUUCAGCGAUGUUUCUCGCGUGCACUAAAGUUUCUCGCGUGCAACGGAACCACGUCCUUUCUUUUUCGUCUUCCUCCCGGUCCCCUUUUCCUUUCCUGCGAGCCAAGGAGGAGGGAGACAUGUGAGCCCCAUACACAUGCAUGUGGUCUUCGGCUCGGGAAAAGACCUUUUUCCUUCCUCCUUUCUAGGUCGCCCCUAGCUAUCAUCACCUGCUCCUCCCUUGAUCUACGUUUUACAAUCAUAGCCCCCGCUGGAAAUAGGCUAGGGCCGUCAAUGAGUUGAGCUUAAGCUGCCAAGCUGGAGCUCGAUAAAUCGACUCGAACACCCUACGAUGAUGACUAAGCUUGGAGAUGGGUUUGAUCUUGGCUUGAGUCAAAUUCGAGUUGGCUCGAGUUCGACUCGUCUAAGGCCGAUAACCGAACAAACCUCGAGGAUUCUCCAUACUGUAUUUUCGCUGCAGGUAAGCAGGUUCCAUCCGGUCUAGGCUUUCCCCGGCACCAGUUCUUCCAUGCAUAAUGCAUUGCAUGGUCAUUCUUAAUCGAUCUCGUGCUGUGCCUGUGACAGCCUUCACUUUUCUCUUUAUUAUCGACGAUAAUGUGGUCUAGGUGAUUAGUUUUCUUCCUAUGCUUUACUUAUAUCCCUUUUGUUUUCCUUGCGAUGUGGCUUCAGUUGGGGCUGUGCUGCAGCAUAAAGUAGGAGCAAGAAGUCCAAACUAAGAUAUGCUUCCAUGAUUAAGCUCGUUUGCCUCCAAUGGCUUUGCCUCUCUAGCACUCAUGCUGGUUCCAGGUUAGAUUGUAACGCACAGAAUUAUAUGUUCUGGGAAUGGAAGUUGUACAUAUAUCCCUUUUGUACAAUGAAUAUAAGGCCCUCUGUCAUGGGCCAUAGUCCAAUCUAUGGCCUAUUAGGAUCGGCCUGUCUAAAAACCCGCUCGUGGGUACUGUUUCUUGGUCAUUAAGUAGAUUAGGAUUUUUCAUUACUUUCUAAAUUGUAAUAUAUUACUUAGAGAUCAAGUUAGAGUCUUCCUAUAUAAAGAGAGACAGAUCAUCAAUAAAGAGAUAAGUAAGAAUUAGAAGAGAAAUCCUUCUUCUUACCGUCUAGACGUCUGACGCCUGAUCGACCCUCGCCUUUUCUCUCUCAAGACACCGCCUCCUUCACCCAAACCCUAGCCGCCGGUGACCUCUAUGGUCAUCAUUCCUCCUCUGCUCCCUUCAAUAAACAACUACCAUUACACCCUCUCUUCCUUGCUAGCCACUAAUCUUGAUAUGCUCAAACUUUAAGUAUUGGAGCCGCACGCUUUAUUAGUUGUCUCCCAACUCAAAAGUACCAAGUCCUUACGUUGGAAGCAAGCAUUGGUGGUUUUUAAUAGCCUUCUCUUUAGUUUACAUUGAUGCUUGCUCAAGGCAAGGAGACAGGAUGAUUUGGGGAUGAAGGACGUUUGCAAAUAUAUAAGCAUACAAAUGUCGAGGACUACCUGAUAAAGGAGGUAAUUUAGGCAUGUGUAAUCAUCAAUUACUACUAUUAUUUUACUUGCACUGCCCAGGUAAAAAGGUCAUACAUAUAAACACCUCUUGGUUUCAUACUGACAUUAUAUACAGCUUUUACUGGAUAUGUUAUACUUGUUGCAGACUCUAGUAACAGAAAAGAAGAAAGAAGCUUAAAUUAGUCAGCCUACUAACACUGAUAGCAGCUUUUGGCUUGUUAGUUAGCUCUGUUAUUUCCUAAGAGGAUACUAGUGGCACCUAAGCAAGAUUUUACUGCACUAAAUCAUCGCAUAGGAAUGCGCACAGGGGAUCAGAAUCUUACUCAUACUGCCCACGGUUGGUGGGAACUGUCACCAAAGGGCUAAUAGUGGAGCAUCAGUAAUUAAAGACUAGUUACCUUCAAAACAGCAGCUAUACAAAUUUUCAGUAGGUUGGGGUAGCCUUGCACUGCAUUCACAGACAUUGUUAUUGACAUGUUGCUGGCUUGGAUUCUCCAUCUGUCCUGCCACUGGUGACAACCCACCCAGAGCAUUACCCAUCACAGACAAGCCAAUUUUGUUGCAUUAUCCUCAAAGUGUUUGUCACAUCAUAUUACCAAUUCUGUGUAUCAUAGUUCCAGAGAUGAUAAUAACCGUUCCUUAUAUCAGAAUCCAAGUAGGAGUACUAGUUAACCGCACAAAGGGAAAAAGACUUGCAUAUUCUGCAUCUCUUUCUUUUUUAUGACGGAUUCUCUUUUGUUAAAACCAGUCUCUGUAAGUAACACAAACCCAUAAAAUUUGAUCCUAUUCGUGAUAUGCAGGCAAGUUGUGUUCGUAAAUGUCGUGUGGUUGCAGAUGAUCCACAGAGACAUCUGCCGCGGUAGGGUGCCUUUGAGCCUCAGAGAAUGAGGAGGCCACGGCGGCCUCAUCACAUCCUCCAGAGUCACACACUUGCAAUGAUAAGCAUCUUCCUUCUUCCCCGUCACAACAACAGAAGAAUACCUCCAUGAAUUCUCCCUUGGAAGCAAAGAGAGUCGGUCACAGACUCACAGUCCCUUUGCUUACACACGCACCAGCUCACCCAUCUUACUAAUCCAGCAAUCCUAAUCAUCGUAACAACUAACACACUUGCAUAGAUACAUCAUACAUGCAUGACAUGUGGAGGUGUUGUACUAGAAUGGAUAAACCAUUGUACACCGCCAGUUACCUGACAUCCACCAUGAUGCGCAUCAGAGGCCGAUUGGUCCCCUGCACGAAGGCCGCACGCCCCUUCUUUCCACGAGCUGCUUUUCCUGCAUCGCCCGUUCGGCCAUUCCAUUUCUUUCGCUUUCUUUCUCUUUGGCUUGGCCUUGGCCUCAGCUACAGGAUACAGCCCUUUGAAUCAUUUCCCUACCCCCCCCCCCCUCCUCGCCUAUACGGACACUAGUCUUUAUAGGAGGAUCAUGUGGUGGGCUGCUGCUGCUGCCGCUACCAAGUGUGCAUGGGAGUGGGGAGCCACUCCUUUGAGCUGCCCAAACAUGAUCCUGGGAUUAUUUUGUGUGCCAGUCUCGCAGCCUUGCCUUCACAUCAACUGCUGAUGAAGACGAGUGUUCCUCUGAGACCUUUUCCCUCUUUAGUUUUCUCCUCGGCGUCCUCGCUCCACAUUGCCACCACUAGAUCGGCUGAGAUUUCACUUUCGAUUCAGUGACUAUCUUUAAGUAGAGGCAGCCGAGCUGGCCCUCUUCUUGUAGGUUCUUGUCAUUCGGCAGUCGCCACUGAGCUCCUGUGAUCCCGUUAGCAGAGGCAAAAGCAUAGGGAUAUAUGCAGUUGCUAGCUCCUGCCUUCAGUUCAGAGAAGAGUGCAGGGUGCUAGUGCUAAUCCUGAAGCUGAAGGGAGUCGUUUGAUUGCAAACGAAGAAGUGAGUACCAAGCAGCCAUGAGCGGACUGGGGCAGAGGUCACGGCCAUGGCCAGGGGACCCCGCAUCUACGCCGUCAGAGCCAGCUGCCGCAGUUGCCGCGGCCGCGGACGCGAGGGGCGAGGCGUCCACGCUCAAUGACUUCGGCACGUCGAUGGACGCCAUCUCCUUCGGGUUCGCGGCCACGGCCAUCCUCAUCUCGCUCUUCCUCCUCAUGGCCAUCUUCGAGCACCUCAUCAAGCCCCGGGCCUUCCCGCCGCAAUCCCCCGACGGCAGGCCCCACCCCGCCCGCCACCGGCAUGGCCGUUCGCCCGGCAAGCUCCGGAGCCCGCCCAUGGUGGAGGCGGUCCUGCAGGCGGCGGACCUAUCGGUGCUGAUGCCGGGACAGCGGUACCCGACGUACCUGGCGCAGCCGGCGCCACUGCCGCCGUCGUGCCCCAGGGAAGGCGUGCAGUGGCCGGCGCACGACCACCACAACUCGUACAUGCCACCUUAAUUCUCCACAGAAACAUGCUGCGCACAUGCUGUGGACCGUGAUGUUCAUUCGUUGUAUAGCGGCGAAGAGGAUGUAAAUGCAGGAGAUGGCGAGUCCGGUAUGGACAUCCUGUCCUGGCUAGCUGCCCUCUUGUUCUUGUCCAUAUGCAUGGUCGUUUCAGAUGCUGAAAUCGCAAAAAGUUCAGGCGCAACCGUCGCCUGUCCUCGGUGUCAAGAACAUGAAGCUGUUCACUAACAAUUUAGUAUAGCAAAACUGGUCCUUGAAGAGAUUGGAUGGCCCGCUAGAGCCGAGUAAGUU